Messenger RNA from Puma concolor (puma), 1296 nucleotides. RefSeq names its product cleavage stimulation factor subunit 1 (gene CSTF1). Gene Ontology annotation, biological process: mRNA 3'-end processing. The record is from RefSeq and is a predicted model, not a curated record. Gene Ontology annotation, cellular component: mRNA cleavage stimulating factor complex. Gene Ontology annotation, molecular function: RNA binding; protein binding. NCBI's taxonomy places the organism in Eukaryota, Metazoa, Chordata, Mammalia, Carnivora, Felidae.
AUGUACAGAACCAAAGUGGGCUUGAAGGACCGCCAGCAGCUGUACAAGCUGAUCAUUAGCCAGCUGCUCUACGAUGGCUAUAUUAGCAUUGCUAAUGGCCUCAUCAACGAAAUCAAGCCGCAGUCUGUCUGUGCGCCCUCGGAGCAGCUCCUACAUCUCAUCAAACUAGGAAUGGAAAAUGACGAUACUGCAGUUCAGUAUGCAAUUGGUCGUUCAGAUACAGUGGCCCCUGGCACGGGGAUUGACCUGGAAUUUGAUGCCGACGUCCAAACUAUGUCCCCAGAGGCUUCAGAGUACGAAACAUGCUACGUCACAUCCCACAAAGGCCCCUGCCGCGUAGCCACCUACAGCAGAGACGGGCAGUUAAUAGCCACCGGAUCUGCCGAUGCUUCCAUAAAGAUACUUGACACGGAAAGAAUGUUGGCCAAGAGCGCCAUGCCAAUAGAGGUCAUGAUGAAUGAGACUGCACAACAGAACAUGGAAAACCACCCAGUGAUCCGAACGCUUUAUGACCACGUGGAUGAAGUCACAUGUCUCGCUUUCCACCCAACAGAACAAAUCCUUGCCUCUGGUUCCAGGGAUUAUACUCUGAAGUUAUUUGAUUAUUCCAAACCAUCUGCAAAAAGAGCCUUCAAGUACAUUCAGGAAGCUGAAAUGCUACGCUCUAUCUCUUUUCAUCCUUCCGGAGACUUUAUACUCGUUGGGACUCAGCAUCCUACUCUUCGGCUUUAUGAUAUCAACACGUUUCAGUGUUUUGUCUCUUGCAAUCCUCAAGAUCAACACACCGAUGCUAUAUGCUCCGUUAAUUACAAUCCCAGCGCCAACAUGUAUGUCACUGGUAGCAAGGACGGCUGCAUCAAGCUGUGGGAUGGUGUUUCAAAUCGGUGCAUCACAACCUUUGAGAAGGCACAUGAUGGUGCUGAGGUUUGUUCUGCCAUUUUCUCCAAAAAUUCCAAAUACAUUCUCUCCAGUGGAAAAGACUCCGUAGCUAAACUUUGGGAGAUAUCAACAGGACGGACACUGGUCAGAUACACAGGGGCCGGCCUGAGCGGGCGGCAGGUGCACCGGACGCAGGCCGUGUUCAACCACACCGAGGACUACGUGCUGCUGCCGGACGAGCGGACCAUCAGUCUGUGCUGCUGGGACUCCCGUACCGCCGAGCGUCGGAACCUGCUCUCCCUGGGCCACAACAACAUCGUGCGCUGCAUAGUGCACUCGCCCACCAACCCCGGCUUCAUGACGUGCAGCGACGACUUCCGAGCCCGGUUCUGGUACCGGCGAUCCACCACGGACUAG